UUUCUCUUAGGCCACCGUCCGGCCCGCCCACCAGCUCGGUCGCUUCUCGGGCGAGCAUUCCUGCCAGUUCUCGCGAGAGGUCGUCAACCGCCUGCUCAACUCGGACACCGUCAUGGCGGCGCUGACUGGUUCUCCCACAGCUGCUGGUCUCCCUUCCUUGGCGGCGGCAACAACAACCACAACAGCGGCCGCCCCGAGCCCUGCCCCGAUGGGCCCGCCGGGCUACAGGCCCUUUGAGCCGGAGGCGCUGGGGCUGAGUCCGGCCUGGCGGCUCACCAGCUUCGGAGAGCUGCGGGGCUGAGGCUGCAAAGUCCCCCAGGAGACGCUGCUCAGGCUCCUGGAGGGACUCGGCGGGCCCCGGGCCGGGGUCGGGGAGGGGGAGGCCGGAGGGCCCACUCCCACCCUCGGCAUUGGAAUGGAUUCCUGUGUGAUCCCCUUGAGGCAUGGGGGUCUCUCCCUUGUACAAACCACAGACUUCUUUUAUCCAUUGGUGGAGGACCCUUAUAUGAUGGGCCGUAUUGCGUGUGCCAAUGUAUUGAGUGACCUCUACGCCAUGGGCAUCACAGAGUGUGACAACAUGCUUAUGCUGCUGAGUGUGAGCCAGAAAAUGACUGAGGAGGAGCGGGAGAAAAUCAUGCCACUGCUAAUCAAGGGCUUCCGAGAUGCUGCAGAGGACGGUGGCACCUCAGUAACUGGUGGGCAGACUGUCUUGAAUCCUUGGAUCAUUGUUGGAGGUGUUGCAACAGUUGUAUGUCAACCCAAUGAGUUCAUCAUGCCUGACAGUGCUGUGCCAGGAGAUGUCCUUGUGCUGACUAAGCCACUGGGGACUCAGGUGGCUGUGAAUGCUCACCAGUGGCUAGAUAAUCCAGAGCGGUGGAAUAAGAUUAAGCUGGUGGUCUCCAAAGAAGAUGUUGAACUGGCCUACCAAGAAGCCAUGUUUAGUAUGGCUAUGCUGAACAGGACAGCUGCCAGUUUGAUGCACACCUUCAAUGCUCAUGCUGCAACAGACAUUACAGGCUUUGGGAUUCUGGGCCAUGCACAAAACUUAGCCAAGCAGCAGCGCAGCGAGGUUUCAUUUGUCAUCCAUAAUCUGCCCAUCAUUGCCAAGAUGGCUGCUAUCAGCAAAGCAUGUGGCAACCGGUCUAGGCUUCUGCAGGGGACAUCCCCAGAGACAUCUGGGGGGCUGCUGAUCUGUCUUCCACGGGAACAGGCUGCCCGCUUCUGUGCAGAGAUCAAGUCUCCUAAAUAUGGAGAGGGCCACCAAGCCUGGAUCAUUGGCAUUGUGGAGAAGGGCAACCAGACUGCUCGCAUCAUUGACAAGCCUCGCAUCAUUGAAGUGACACCCCGUGGGGCCAGUGCCUCUCCUCAGGAUAACAAUUCUAGCGCCAGCCCUGAAGCUGCCUCUUGAGGUGGCAAAAUGGCUUUCUUCUAUUCACUGUAGGCUCUGGAGUUGAAACGGGGAGGGGGCACUUUCUGAGACUCUGGAUCAGUGUGCAUUUGCCUUCUACAGCACAAUUAUCCCUAGACUCUGUCUCCUUUCUGGUUGGUUGGUUGCUGGUUCCUUCCUGCCAUCUUGAUUAAUGUCAUUAGUUUUGAAGCCAUUUCCUGCAUGCAGGUAAAUUGCUGGCACUGUUGAUUUGGAGAAGAUGGUAACUUGAAUUAUUUAUUGGAAUAGUUCUGCCUGUUCUCAGGCUCUCCCAGCUUUUGGUCAGACUGAGCAGCUAGACCAAAAGGAGGGUGGGUGAAGAAGCCAUUUGGUUGGGCCAGAGGCCUCUCCUCUCUUCAUGAAGCACCUCCCUUAAACCCCAAUGAUGGGCUUGGAGGAGCAGAAGAACCCUAGAGGAGCAGCACCAAGCUCAGCUUCAUGGAUUGUUCCUUGGGUUGUAAAUUAUUGGUGAUUUGAGUUAAUAAAAGAUUGAUUUCUA
Molecule: messenger RNA, 1925 nt
Organism: Hemicordylus capensis (graceful crag lizard)
Lineage: Eukaryota; Metazoa; Chordata; Lepidosauria; Squamata; Cordylidae
Product: selenide, water dikinase 2
Exons: 8
Coding region: 416-1408 (330 amino acids)
Biological process (GO): L-selenocysteine biosynthetic process
Cellular component (GO): cytoplasm
Molecular function (GO): ATP binding; selenide, water dikinase activity
Source: RefSeq, a predicted model, not a curated record